CGGCGGGGGCGCGGGCCAUCCAGGCACGCCGGGCCUGGAACAGGUCCGGACCCCGACGAGCAGCGGCGGCCCCCCGCCGCCCGACGAGAUCCACCCGCUGGAGAUCCUGCAGGCGCAGAUCCAGCUGCAGAGGCAGCAGUUCAGCAUCUCCGAGGACCAGCCCCUGGGCCUCAAGGGAGGCAAGAAGGGCGAGUGCGCCGUCGGGGCCUCGGGCGCGCCGAACGGCGACGGCGAGCUAGGCAGCUGCUGCUCCGAGGCGGUCAAGAGCGCCAUGAGCACCAUCGACCUGGACUCGCUGAUGGCGGAGCACAGCGCGGCCUGGUACAUGCCCGCCGACAAGGCCCUGGUGGACGGCGCGGACGACGACAAGACGCUGGCGCCCUGGGAGAAGGCCAAACCCCAGAACCCCAACAGCAAAGAAGCCCACGACCUCCCCACAAGCAAGAACUCGGCACCGCAGGCUGGCAGCCACUUGCAGUGCCUGUCUGUCCACUGCACGGACGACGUGGGCGACGCCAAGGCCCGCACCUCCGUGCCCACCUGGCGGUCCCUGCACUCCGACAUCUCCAACAGAUUUGGGACCUUCGUGGCCGCCCUAACUUGAGUGACAAGCAGCGCCUCCUCCCCACCAGGCCCUCCCUACCCCCUACGUCUCCCCCUCCCCAGCCCGAUCACCCACCCCCCUGUUCAUUGGAAAGGGCCACUAUUGCCGAGUGGGUGAUUUUUUUUUUUUUAGGUUGGUACCUGCUUAGUGGCAUAUGGACCGGAAAGGGUUAAUUUAAAGGGGGGAACCUCAAAAGUUGUUUUUUUUUUUUUUUUUUAAAGAAACUUGUCUGCCACAGUAUGUUACCAGUGUUAACCCUCCUGCAGUUAGCAGACCUCUGCUUACGCGUUUUCUUGCUAGAUGGUUUGGUCUGUCUUCUGGGCAUACGUUUUUAGACAACCUCUCUCUCGCUUCCUCCUUAUGCUGCUGUAUGUCUGAGUAUUGUUGUUUCAUAAUAAGGCAUUGUUGCUCUCCUUUUUUAUUCUUUCUCCUCUUCUCUCUCCCCCCUUUUUUCUCCCCCUUUUUGCUUUGUUCACUGCUUAUUAAAAUGGAAAUUCUGGAGAUAGUAGUUCUGGAAUACCGCCCGGUGGAA
This is a messenger RNA of Carlito syrichta (Philippine tarsier), 1136 nucleotides long. Its product is annotated as transcriptional activator MN1. Gene Ontology annotation, biological process: regulation of DNA-templated transcription. Bases 272 to 604 code for a protein of 110 amino acids. NCBI's taxonomy places the organism in Eukaryota, Metazoa, Chordata, Mammalia, Primates, Tarsiidae. The record is from RefSeq and is a predicted model, not a curated record. The transcript has 2 exons.